AUCGUAUCGCUCGUUCUUGUUGUUGGUAUCGUCGAUUUGGGGCAGCGCCAAUCAAACUGCGGAAAACCAUUUUAAUCGCACAGCUGCGGGUUCAUUCUCUUUUCUCUCUUGGGCGUGCGUGUGUAGAAGCUGCGAAAUUAUUUAAAUUAGUGACACUUAAUUGCUUAAUUACACAAGUGAUAAAAUAACUAAAAACCCUUAAAAAUGUUGGAUGUUCCACACGAAGCAAAGGUGCGUGGCCACCAGCGAGCACCCUCCGAUUCCAAGGAGUUCCACGAGGUGACCAAACGGGAUGCCCUGAGGCUUUUGGAGCACGAUGUGGACCGCCUGCUGGAGACCACGGAAAAGGCCCGUCAGCCUGCCCUCAAGGCAGAAAUGGAACGUUUUGCCGAUCUCUUCGGACGCUUCAUCCAGGAGGAGGGUCCCGCAUUGGAGUGGAACAAGAUCCAGAAGCUGCCGGAGAACGCCGUGAUGAACUACUCGAAUCUCAAGUCGCCCAAAAACGAGCAGAAUGAGAUUCGCAACAUGCUGGGCAAGUUGGUGGUCAUCAAGCUGAACGGUGGUCUGGGCACCUCGAUGGGUUGCCAUGGUCCCAAGAGUGUGAUCCCCGUGCGUUCGGAUCUGACUUUCCUGGACUUGACCGUGCAGCAGAUCGAGCACCUGAACAAGACCUACGAUGCCAAUGUGCCGCUGGUCCUGAUGAACUCCUUCAACACCGACGAGGAUACCGAGAAGAUCGUGCGGAAGUACAAGGGUUUCCGGGUGCAGAUCCACACCUUCAACCAGAGCUGCUUCCCGCGCAUCAGUCGGGAGCAUUACCUGCCGGUGGCCAAGGACUUUGAGGUUGAGAAGGAUAUGGAGGCUUGGUAUCCACCUGGUCACGGUGACUUCUACGACACCUUCCGCAACUCUGGUCUGCUGAAGAAGUUCAUUGAGGAGGGCCGCGAGUACUGCUUCCUUUCUAACAUCGAUAACCUGGGCGCCACCGUCGAUCUGAACAUUCUUAACAAGCUGGUGGGCGAGGAGCGGGCCACCACUCCCGUGGAAUUUGUGAUGGAGGUCACUGACAAGACCCGUGCUGACGUUAAGGGUGGUACUCUCAUCCAAAUGGAGAACAAGCUGCGACUGUUGGAAAUCGCUCAAGUGCCUCCAGAGCAUGUGGACGACUUCAAGUCCGUUAAGACCUUCAAGUUCUUCAACACCAACAACAUUUGGGCCAACCUGGCAGCUAUUGAUCGCGUUUUGCGUGAGCGCACCUUAAACAUGGAGAUCAUUGUGAACAACAAGACUUUGGAGAACGGAACCCGUGUCAUCCAGCUGGAGACUGCUGUGGGAGCGGCAAUGAAGUGCUUCGAUGGCGCCAUCGGUAUCAAUGUGCCUCGUUCUCGUUUCUUGCCCGUGAAGAAGUCCUCUGAUCUGCUGUUGGUCAUGUCGAAUUUAUACACCCUGAAGAACGGCAGCUUGGUGAUGUCGCCGCAGCGCAUGUUCCCCACCACGCCGCUGGUGAAGUUGGGCGAGAAUCACUUCUCCAAGGUGAAGGAGUUCCUGGGUCGCUUCGCCAACAUCCCGGACAUCAUCGAGCUGGAUCACUUGACCGUGAGCGGUGAUGUCACCUUCGGUCGUGGUGUUUCCCUUCGCGGCACUGUGAUCAUUAUUGCCAACCAUGGCGACCGUAUCGAUAUUCCCGCCGGCGCCAUUCUGGAAAACAAGAUCGUGUCGGGCAACAUGCGCAUCUUGGACCACUAAACCAAAUCCUUUGCAAUUGGAUGUCGUCUCACUAACUGUAGCCUAAUUUUCUAAGUUCUAUGUAGUAGCCACGUUCGCGUUCCAAAUUUUCAAUUACGAAUUUGAUUUAGCCAAUUGUUGUAAGCACAAAGUGUGUCGUCUGUAUAUAUCGUUAAGUGGUAGCCAGUCAGGGUUUUUUAUUCAAAAACGCAUCGCAAUAUGUUUUCAAAAAUGUUAGUUGUAGUCGUUCAAAUGAGAUAUAUAAAAAGAUAGCAGUUGUUAAAACUCAAUAAAGGCAUGUUUAUUUCUAUAAAUAA
Molecule: messenger RNA, 2042 nt
Organism: Drosophila ficusphila
Lineage: Eukaryota; Metazoa; Arthropoda; Insecta; Diptera; Drosophilidae
Gene: UGP
Product: UTP--glucose-1-phosphate uridylyltransferase
Exons: 9
Coding region: 205-1746 (513 amino acids)
Biological process (GO): glycogen metabolic process; UDP-alpha-D-glucose metabolic process
Cellular component (GO): cytoplasm
Molecular function (GO): UTP:glucose-1-phosphate uridylyltransferase activity
Source: RefSeq, a predicted model, not a curated record